AUAAAAGAAGAGAGAAAGCUCAAUCCAGUGAGGUUCGUCUCUGCGAUUGAUACUCACCUCAAGCCCAAGCCGGUAAUUCUGUGACGCCCUCUUCAAGCUCGAGGAAGACACUGUUAAAUGGCGGUGUAAUCUCCAGUUUCAUUUGUCGGAAGCGCAAUCGAUGGGACGCGGAAUUUUUUGUGGAAGCAGCUGGUUGAGCUCCUCUUAAGCUUUCAAUUCUUCUCUUUUGAAUUUCAGGAUGCUUAGUUUGAGACACUCUGUUCUUCCAUUGAUAACUCGAAGGUGCGACUCAGCUGAGAUAUUCAGAAGCACCAGAUGCGUUGUGUUAUGUGCUGCAAAAGGUCCUCGGCCGAGGUAUCCUCGAGUAUGGAAGUCGAGAAAGAGAAUUGGGACUGUCUCCAAAUCCGCAAAGCUUGUAGAAUGCGUUAAAGGGUUGUCGAAUGUAAAAGAGGAAGUGUAUGGGGCGCUCGAUUCCUUCAUUGCGUGGGAGUUGGAGUUCCCUGUAAUCACAGUGAAGAAAGCCCUGAAGACUCUCGAAAAGCAAAAUGAAUGGAAGCGGAUAAUACAGGUGACCAAGUGGAUGCUAAGCAAAGGUCAAGGAAGGACGAUGGGAAGCUAUUUCACACUGCUAAAUGCAUUAGCGGAAGAUGGGAGGCUCGAUGAGGCUGAGGAGCUCUGGAAUAAGAUAUUCUCUGAUAGCCUUGAAGCUACACCUCGCAUUUUCUUCGACAAAAUGAUAUCUGUCUAUCACAAGAGAGGGAUGCAUGAGAAGAUGUUCGAGAUAUUUGCUGACAUGGAAGAACUUGGUGUCCGGCCUACUGUUUCGACCGUUUCAAUGAUGGGAAAGGUAUUCCAGCAACUAGGUAUGCUCGACAAGUACGACAAAUUAAACAAGAAAUACCCACCACCCAAAUGGGAGUAUCGGUACAUCAAAGGGAAGCGAGUGAGAGUACGAAGUGACAAGCUAUAUGAUUCCAAUAGCAUGAGGAGAGCACAAAUCGGGAAUGGUGACGGAGCAUCUGUUGAUUUAGAGCAACUGAAUGAGCAGGAAAGUGGAGAGGAAGAAAUCACCGAGGAUGAAGGAACGAGCUCAGAUCGAGGAGACAAACUUCCUGAUGAGUCUAAUUCAAUAUCGAACCAAGGUGAUGAGCGGGGAGAAACAUUGUAAUCAGUUCCUCAUUGUGACAAUUUAACAUAUGCACACGAGUGAUGUUAUUCAAGUUUUAUCCCGUCUGUCAUCA
This is a messenger RNA of Punica granatum (pomegranate), 1241 nucleotides long. NCBI's taxonomy places the organism in Eukaryota, Viridiplantae, Streptophyta, Magnoliopsida, Myrtales, Lythraceae. The record is from RefSeq and is a predicted model, not a curated record.